GCCUUCUCCUACCCGACGACUGCGAUGAGCGAGGCGACCAGAACAGAGGGGGCCGCCACCACACUUUAACUGACAUGGAAGGAAGUCAAGGAACGCAGAUGUACUUAUCCAUGCCAACAAGAUGUUCGACAAAAAAACGAAGCAGAUUCUUCCCUGUUUUGAUCUCUUGAUUGAGCACAGAUGAAGAGAUUCUUGGGUUCAGUAAAGAUCCAGGUAUUUGUGCCGACAUUUUCUCACAAAUUUUACGAAUUUUGGCUAAAAGCUACUAGGUGCAGUGGAGAGGGUCUUAAAACUUCGGCUUGGACACCGCUUACUACUAAUUUUGGUGUUGGAUUAUGCGAGCGCCGAAAUGAUGAACGAGCGGAGUGACUUCCGAGACCUCAUAAUGGAGAUCAUCUCUAAACAAAGGCCGGUCAACUAUGCUAGACCUCCAUUCUGAGGUCGCUCCAUUAUUUGUGUGCCUUACUUUUCCUAUAGAUGUUGAUCCUCAUUCAAAUUCAGCGAGGUAAGGGUUGGAAAAAAAGCAAAGUCUAACAGAUUCCCUUUUACUCUCAUGUUAGUGGUGCCAGACCAGAAAAACUUUGAUAAUACAGGUUCUGAAAUUAAUAUCGGUUAUGCAUGUGUGACGCACAGCUGGCGCUUCUCCUCCAAGUUGUGGUUUUAUGUCGGUGCCUCGCCAUGUAACAGCCCAGAGAUAAGAAGACGCCAGUGCAAUUUGGUGACAGUGGAGGGUAGGGAGGAGCGCCAACCGCUGCUCUGUCAGGAGGAGAUGAUCGGGAGGAGCGUGCCGUUGCCAUCACCUCGAGGAGCACCGAUGGAGGAGCACCGAGUGCCAGCCGCUGCUCCUACGGGAGGAGUGCCGUCAACAAAGAUCGAGGUUCCUCUCUAUAUAUUUGGAGGAGGAUUCGAAAGGAAGCUAUAUUGAUCUACCAACCGGUUCAGAUGACAAUUGAAUGUUGUGGUUCAGGAAAGCAUAUUACCUUGGUCACACUGGUUAAGAUGAAAAUGGAAUGUGUCCGGCACAUGAUCAAGAACCAUGAAGAUGCGGCUGCAGUUUACGUUUUGAAGCAUGUAUUUCAGUUCAGAUUCAUACUAAUGCAUCUAUUUACCUUGCUAUGUUAUCUGACAAUUGUUCA
This is a messenger RNA of Lolium rigidum, 1136 nucleotides long. RefSeq lists its product as uncharacterized. The record is from RefSeq and is a predicted model, not a curated record. The transcript is spliced from 6 exons. NCBI's taxonomy places the organism in Eukaryota, Viridiplantae, Streptophyta, Magnoliopsida, Poales, Poaceae. Bases 554 to 925 code for a protein of 123 amino acids.